This is a messenger RNA of Symbiodinium sp. CCMP2592, 1032 nucleotides long. The record is from the annotation of a GenBank genome assembly. Lineage: Eukaryota; Dinophyceae; Suessiales; Symbiodiniaceae.
AUGAAGCGCAAGUUUGAUCCGUCCGUGCAGCUCAUCCGGGUGUGGCAACUGUCGGGAGAAGAACUGGCUGCUAUACCCGUGGAAGAGUUGCGUGACGUGGAGUCUUUGAAGCUGCAUCUGCAGCGGACUUGUGAGCUGCCCCCGAGGUUUCGGCAGAAGCUUUUGCACGACGGUGUAGCACUCGAAGAUGACAUGGUGCUGGAUUCUCCUAAAGAUGUCAGCCUGGUUGUUCUUCCCUUGCUUCGCCCUACUGCCGAACAAGCUGAUGAACUCCUUGAGGCUGUUCGCAUGGAAGAAGUAUCUGGUAUCGAGGAAAUCUUGAAUCGAGCCCAGGAUCCAAAUGCAGCCGGCACUCAGGGUGAAACCCCUCUGUGCGUGGCAGCUAAACUUGGCUAUGCUGAGAUUGCGGAGCUUUUGUUGGAGGCAGGGGCCGACAAGGAUAAACCCAGCCUGGUGUUGCGGCACUACAGCUAUGACGCUACUACGCCUCUCGGUGUAGCAUGUCAGAAUGGUCAUACGGACAUGGUACGCUUGAUGCUGGAAUUCAGCGCCAGUGUCCAAAAGAAAAGCGCUGGGAUUCUUCCCCUGAGCUGGGCAUCUGCAAAAGGAAAGCCUGAAAUUGUACGGCUGCUGCUGGAUGCAAGGGCCGACGCAGGCAAGACCAGCGCUGGAGGGAUGCCACCUAUUCACGUUGCAAUCCUUGUCGACGAUGUGGAGACGACCCGUAUGCUUCUAGAGAGCAGAGCUGACGUGGAAGAGCACGGCGAGCACGGCCUUACUGCUCUUGGCUUGGCAGCCUGGUGCCGGCAUAGGGAUGUCAUGCGCUUGCUGCUGGAACAACGUGCAGAUGUGGAAAAGCGCUGCAGAGGAAAUCCUGUGAUAGACUUGGCCCCCUGGUCUGACGACUUGCUGUCACCAGGAGGGCCACCUCCACGUGAGAUUUCAAACUGGGAUUCUGUUCAAAUGUGCAGGGAGAUGAUGCUGGAAAGCCAGGACUAUGCACGGCGCCUGCGGGAGUCGUAUCGUCGCUGA